GAAGCUGUGACAUCUCAGGGGGAUAGUUAGUCGUCUUCAGGCUGUUAUAAAGAACAUCACACAGCCCGCCACUUUGAUUUUCUUUACUUUGACUAUAUGAUACGAUCCAAAUGAGAAAUAUGCACUGGGAGAAAUCACCACCAGCAGCACUGCCUCGGUCCAGGCCAUACCAGGGAGUUAGAGUCAGAGACCCGGUCAAAGAGCUGCUAAGGAGGAAGAGAAGUCUGGAGCCACACGGCACCAAGACAGCACCCCCUACUGUGAAUGUGGUCGCACACAACAACCAGUCAUCGUACACACAAGGUGUCUUCAGCUCUGACGCUGCUGGUGGCUCUCCAUCUGAGUUAUCGCCUGCAGUCAGCGAUGGAGGGCAGCAGUGCGGGGGAUGGAAAGCUGCAGCUCCUACAACUGCCAGCAGCAGCGGCGGUCUGCAGGCAGCUGUGACACCAUGGGCUUUAGCUGACUACAACCAGCAGGAUCGCUCAGCAGCUCAGACUCUGGCCUACACCACCACCCCCACCCUCCCUGCUGAUGUGUACAUGCAGACUCUAUGCCCCAGCUACACCAUGCUGACCUACACACACACACCGCUGCUCACUAACUUUGGGACCAUCCCUGUGGCCCCAGCACCAGCCUCCCUCCCCCAGAUGGAACUCCAAGACUCAGGGUUGGCCUACCUGCCUUGGGCCCCGCCCCUCACCACCAUCUCCACCAUACCCAACACGGGGGUCCAGUUUGCAUCUGGUCCUGCAGCCCUACCUGGGUCUCCUCUAGUCCACAUGCCUAUGUCCAUGUCUCUGACUACCAUGAUCCCUCAGAAUGUAGACCCUCAGCCACAGGAACCUGACCCUGAGCAGUGUGAGGACCCCCUUGACCCUGACUCACAACAUCAGUGUCUGGAUGAAGAUCCAGAUGUGGAGUCUGAACCUCCGAGCCUUCUUGAUAAACUUCUAGAGGAGCAAAAGAAUGAUGGUGAAGAGGGCAAACACCGAUAUGAUAGCUCAUUCUUUGUGUCUGAUGAUUGAAGCAGGGCAACAGUACUUUGUCUCAUUAAAGUUGUUGUCUUAUUCUGUAGUUACAGCCUAUAUUUCAUUUUGACAGCAGUGUACUCACAAAUUACAUCACUGAGUAAUGCUCUUGCUUUGGCUUUAUCAUUAAAUGCUUUG
Cheilinus undulatus (humphead wrasse) is the source of this 1166-nucleotide messenger RNA. RefSeq names its product POU domain class 2-associating factor 1. Bases 111 to 1025 code for a protein of 304 amino acids. The record is from RefSeq and is a predicted model, not a curated record. NCBI's taxonomy places the organism in Eukaryota, Metazoa, Chordata, Actinopteri, Labriformes, Labridae. Gene Ontology annotation, molecular function: POU domain binding; DNA binding. The transcript has 5 exons.